AUGACAAUGCAUAUUUACAUGCCGCUCUUGCUCCUAACCACCAUGUCCCCAACUCCCGACACCACACCCGCCGCCAUCCGCGCAGAGCUGCAAAAGAUUGACGACGACAUCGAUGAACUACGCGCUCGGCUAGCCGCCACCCUCGCCUCCCGACGCUGUGUUGUGGCCCGGCUCCAAGCGGUAACCUACGACGGCAUUCUCAACUUGCCAUCUGAGAUCUUAGGCGAAAUCUUCGACCAUUGUACGCGGAAAAUAAGAAUUGGAUGUCGUGAUCCAUCCGCCCCACAGCUAACUCUGACCGUCGUAUGCCGCGAGUGGCGCCGCGUCGCACUCUCCUUGCCUUCUUUGUGGUCAAAACUUGCCAUCUGUAAUGCGGCAGACCCGUCGCGGCAAUACUGGCUCAAAAAAUCACGCAGUUACCCGCUCGACCUCGAAAUUGGUGAUUCGGAGGCGCUCCCAGGCCUUAUGGAGGAGGUGGCCCUGCGACUGGCCCGGUACACCAGUGCUUUUCAUGCCCUUGUAAAGCCGGCACCAAUCUUCGAUGAGUGCCGAGGCAAGUUCGUGGGUCUCCAAAGCUUGACUCUGGAGAGCUCCCACUGGUCUUCCUGCCACAUGGCCACGCACCCUCCCCUCACCCUUUUCGCCGAUGCCCCAGUACUCCACGCCGUCACCCUGGCCUUUGUUCGGCGCGAGCAGAUUGUGCUGCCAUGGGAGCAGAUCACCACCUUCUCCGUCAGUGGCGUCGACCGCGCUCAUGCUUACGACUUCCUCAAGAGCAUGCCCCAGCUGGAAUCACUCACGAUGAGCGUGAGCCGGACAACGCCGCACGAUGAUGCCGAUCUUGUCUAUAAAGCACCCCCCCUCGCGCAUCUCCACACACUGGAGAUAAACCUUGGGCGGGAGUUGGACUACGAAUGGGUGAAGCAGCUGUGGCUGCCCAAAUUGACACAUUUGGUCGCGCGCAACAUCGGGACAGCCGCCAUCUCUCCCUUCGCCAAUCUUCUGCGCCACACUCCCGCACUGACUAGCCUCGAAGUCCACGGCGUACGCCCUGCAACUGCCCAGGAGAUAUUGCGCUUCACCGCAUACCGCGCAAUUGAUUCAUUACUGUCCCUCGACCAUCUCCGCACUGUCGACUUCGAGCUCGUUCUCGAGAAGCUUCCGCUGUUAAACGUCGUCGAAUGGGUGAACAAAUGUCCGCAGGCCCCGCCACGGUGCAAGGUUUCGCUGAGGGAACGGCCAGUAGGUUCCUGGGCGGAGGAAAAUUACGACGCUCCCCUUCGAGCUCUGCGCCAGCACGACGCUGCAUCAUCUGCAAAGCGCAACUGUGCUUUCGACAUCAUGACGCAGCACUUCCGCCUUUCCUCUCAAAAUAGUCCGUUGGGAAGCCUGGCUGAGCGGCUGGAGGAGUGCUCGCUGGUCGUGUGA
Molecule: messenger RNA, 1428 nt
Organism: Mycena indigotica
Lineage: Eukaryota; Fungi; Basidiomycota; Agaricomycetes; Agaricales; Mycenaceae
Exons: 2
Coding region: 1-1428 (475 amino acids)
Molecular function (GO): protein binding
Source: RefSeq, a predicted model, not a curated record